Cervus elaphus (red deer) is the source of this 2023-nucleotide messenger RNA. RefSeq names its product cellular communication network factor 1 (gene CCN1). NCBI's taxonomy places the organism in Eukaryota, Metazoa, Chordata, Mammalia, Artiodactyla, Cervidae. Bases 229 to 1377 code for a protein of 382 amino acids. The record is from RefSeq and is a predicted model, not a curated record. Gene Ontology annotation, cellular component: extracellular region. Gene Ontology annotation, biological process: signal transduction. Gene Ontology annotation, molecular function: protein binding. The transcript has 5 exons.
GGGCGCUGGGGCAGACCGCGAGCGAGAGCGCCCCCGAGCAGCACCCGCGCCCUCCGCUACUCCUCGGCCAGGACCUCGGGAGAAGGACGCCCGCAAACCGCUCGCCGGCCCGGCCCUCGCCUCCCUGCCGCCCGGCCCACUACCCCAGCCGCGCCGGCUCGCCCGCUGCGCUCUGGUGUGUUGGCAUCUUUGCCUCUGCGCUCGCCCGGACCACUCCUGCGCGCCACGAUGAGCUCCCGCACCGCCAGGACGCUCGCCCUCGCCGUCACCCUUCUCCACUUGGCCAGGCUGGCUCUCUCCACCUGCCCCGCCGCCUGCCACUGCCCCCUGGAGGCUCCCAAGUGCGCCCCCGGAGUCGGGCUGGUCCGGGACGCCUGCGGCUGCUGUAAGGUCUGCGCCAAGCAGCUCAACGAGGACUGCAGCAAAAUGCAGCCCUGCGACCACACCAAGGGGCUGGAAUGCAACUUCGGCGCCAGCUCCACCGCUCAGAAGGGGAUCUGCAGAGCUCAGUCGGAGGGCAGACCCUGUGAAUAUAACUCCAGAAUCUACCAGAAUGGGGAAAGUUUCCAGCCCAACUGUAAACAUCAGUGCACAUGUAUCGAUGGCGCCGUGGGCUGCAUUCCUCUGUGCCCUCAAGAACUCUCUCUCCCCAACUUGGGCUGCCCCAACCCCCGGCUGGUCAAAGUUACCGGACAGUGCUGUGAGGAGUGGGUCUGCGACGACGACGGUGCCAAGGACCCUGUGGACGACAGGGAGGGCCUCCUGGGCAAGGAGCUGGCCUUCGAUGCCUCGGAGGUGGAGUUAACGAGAAACAAUGAAUUAAUUGCAGUUGGAAAAGGCGGCUUCCUGAAGCGGCUCCCGGUUUUUGGAAUGGAACCUCGCAUUCUUUACAACCCUUCUUCACAUGGCCAGAAAUGUAUCGUCCAAACAACUUCGUGGUCCCAGUGCUCAAAGACCUGUGGAACUGGUAUCUCCACACGCGUUACCAAUGACAACCCUGAAUGCCGCCUGGUGAAAGAAACCCGGAUCUGUGAAGUGCGGCCUUGUGGACAGUCGGCGUACGGCAGCCUGAAAAAGGGCAAGAAAUGCAGCAAGACCAAGAAAUCCCCCGAACCGGUGCACUUUACUUACGCUGGAUGUUCGAGUGUGAAGAAAUACCGACCCAAGUAUUGCGGGUCCUGCGUGGACGGCCGCUGCUGCACGCCUCAGCAGACCAGGACUGUGAAGAUGCGGUUCCGCUGCGAAGACGGCGAAAUGUUUUCCAAGAACGUCAUGAUGAUACAGUCCUGCAGAUGCAACUACAACUGCCCGCAUGCCAACGAGGCCGCCUUCCCCUUCUACAGGCUGUUCAAUGACAUUCACAAGUUUAGGGACUAAAUGCCACUCGGGUUUCCAGCACAAGGGUGGACAAAAUGGGGAGAGAAGAGUGUCAGAAUCACAGAGGCAUGGGUGGGGGCGGCGGGGUGAAGGGACUUACGGUAGGAGGGAGGCAUUGCUCAUUCUUGAGUAGUAUUAAGGUAUUUCGAAACUGCUAGGUGUGCUGGUGCACAUGGACACUAACGCAGCUGCGAUUGGAGAAUACUUCGCUUCAUAAUAUUGGAGCACACGUUACCGCUUCAUUUUGGAGCUUGUGGUGUUGAUGACGUUCUGUUUUCUGUUUGUAAAUUAUUUGGUAAGCGUAUUUUUCUCUAGGCUUUUUUCCUUUCGGUUUUACAGUUGUAAAAGGUCAUUAAGAUUAGUUGGUCAGUUGAAACCUUCAUCCUUUGACAGAAGUAAAUGGGAAGGGGGUCCCUUUCUGAAGGUGACACUCUGUGAGUGUCCGUGAGAGGCAGCUAUCUGCACUCUAAAUUGCAAACAGAAAUCAGGUGUUUUAAGACUGAAUGUUUUUAUUUAUCAAAAUGUAGCUUUCGGGGAGGGAGGGGAAAUGUAAUACUGGAAUAAUUUGUAAAUGAUUUUAAUUUUAUAUUCAGUGAAAAGAAUUUAUUUAUGGAAUUAAUCAUUUAAUAAAGAAAUAUUUACCUAA